AUGUUGACAUUCCUACUCUUUGCCCUCCCGGCCGCCGCGCAGCUGUCUGGCGCCGUCGGCCCCACGACUUCUUAUGCCUCCAAGGCGGCUAACAAGGUCUGCAACAUCGUCGACUACGGUGGCUUUCCCGGAAAUGGCACAGAUAUCGGCCCCGCCUUGUCAUCUGCUUGGAGCGACUGUGCCAAAGGCGGACUGGUGUAUAUCCCACCGGGUAACUUCUCCAUGGCGACGUUUCCAGCGCUGAAGGAUGGUGUCUCGUCGGCCGUACAACUAGACGGGGUGGUUCAUCGCACUGGGGCCGAGGGCAGUACGAUGUUUUCCUUCCGCAACUGCAAGGACUUCGAAUUCUUCUCGGGUAACUCCCGCGGUGCUAUACAAGGCUAUGGCAACGAGUACUUGUCGCAGGGCGAGUACGGCCCACGUCUCAUGCGCUUCCAGGAGAUGAACAACUUCUCCGUGCAUGGUCUCGCACUAGUCGACUCGCCUGCGUACUACCUCACCCUAGACACGGUCAGCAAUGGCGAAAUCUACAACAUCAUCAUGCGCGGGCCUACUGUUCUUGGGGGUACUGAUGCGAUUGACGUCUGGGGAGAAAACGUGUGGAUUCACGACGUCGAGGCAACCAACGGCGAUGAGUGCGUGACGGUCAAGAACCCUUCAUCCAACCUCUUGGUUGAGAGCGUUUACUGCAACCUCAGCGGUGGAAUGGCGAUUGGCUCCCUCUCCACGGGGACUGAUAUCCAUGACAUCCACUACCGACACAUCUAUGCGAACGAUGCGGACCCAUGCUUCAUCAAGUACAAUGGGGGCAAUGGCACGGUCAGAAACAUCGUCUGGGACACGGUCACAGUCCGUGGGGGCGCUUAUCCGCUGUCGAUCGAUUCCAGUUGGGGAUCAGCACACGACGGAGAUGGAGUGGAGAUUACCAAUCUCACCUUCAAGAACUGGCAUGGAUACAAUUCGGACAAUGCACGUCCGGCCAUUCGAUUGCAGUGCGGAUCCGAGGUACCAUGCACCGAUAUCAGUCUUGAAAAUGUGAUCAUGUUCAGCGAGGAUGACUACGUCGUCUACGCUUGUGAGAAUGCCUAUGGAAAGGGUGCAUGCUUGGAAACGGCCUCGACCGCUGCCGCGACCGGUUAUACCGCACAUCAGACGAUGACAUCUAUUGGGGUGUAUACCACUACCUGGAUGAUCGAUGAUAUUACCACGGCGAUGCUGGCCAAUACGUCCUAUACCAUCCCUCCUGUGCCAACAAGCUUCUAUCCGGGCCAGUCUCCAUACUCCGCUCUUCUGCACCUGAGCGGACCUGGUGGUCUGGGUGCAGCAAGCUCUUCAGUAUACGCAUCCAGUACAGCUGUGGCAGGAUCGUCAGCACUUCCAUCCAGCACAGGUGUGGCUGCCAGCCAGCAAAGCUCAAGCUCGGCUGCCCCUAGCCAGACUGCUGGCGUUCCUGGUCAAGAAGGACAGACUUCUUGCUCAUCGGAUUACAAGGAACCUGAACACGGUUCAAAGCCCCAUGACCACAAGGCGUUCCAUCUGCAUAAGGGGGGUCACCAACAUAAAGGGGGUCAUCACUAG
This is a messenger RNA of Aspergillus brunneoviolaceus CBS 621.78, 1578 nucleotides long. Its product is annotated as pectin lyase-like protein. Gene Ontology annotation, molecular function: polygalacturonase activity. The transcript has 3 exons. Bases 1 to 1578 code for a protein of 525 amino acids. The record is from RefSeq and is a predicted model, not a curated record. Lineage: Eukaryota; Fungi; Ascomycota; Eurotiomycetes; Eurotiales; Aspergillaceae. Gene Ontology annotation, biological process: carbohydrate metabolic process.